Paramacrobiotus metropolitanus is the source of this 1398-nucleotide messenger RNA. RefSeq lists its product as uncharacterized. NCBI's taxonomy places the organism in Eukaryota, Metazoa, Tardigrada, Eutardigrada, Parachela, Macrobiotidae. The transcript is spliced from 4 exons. The record is from RefSeq and is a predicted model, not a curated record. The annotation marks the transcript as partial.
AUGUUCGAACCUGGCGAACUUGGUAGUGAAAGAACCCCGACACCGAACGACGAAGUCUUUGACACAACAAAGGUGUCAAGACCGAACAGUGCGGACGGAUUCUUCACAACACCGGUGAAGUCCAACCAGGACGACCUCACCUACCAGGCCAGUACACUCGAAUAUACGGCCGAGAAGUGGAUAGCGGCAACACCGCCCGAAAGGAUCGUAGACGUUGACCUACUCCGCUCGAGAUGCCGUAGACUGAUCACUCAGAUCGCUUUGGCAGACAGAAUUAUCGACUCGGCGGGAAAAUCACUCCGGAACUCGGAAGAUACCCAUCGGCUCGAACGAAGCAAAUGGGAACGCGAAAUGGCCGACGCCAACAAAGGCAUCGCCAUCCAACAACGGGAGAUCGAUCGGCUCAAUGCCAUACUGAAGCGUACCGACCAACCGUGUCGGCAUGACAUCGACGAAGCCACUACACUCAAGGGCAUGUUGGAUCGAUCCAUGGAUGCGGUUCACGAGCUGAACCGAGAACUAGCCGAAGCGAACAAAGCGCUCGAAGAGGCCCAAAAAGACCUGGCCGAUGUACAGACCGCACUGGUCGAGUCGGAGCAGGCAGCCGGAGCAUAUGUGGUGGAACUGAAGAAGGCCGACGACGAGAUCGACCGCCUAACACACAGAGUCGACGAGCUCGAGGCGGAAAUCGAACUUGCCUUCACCAGAAUGGGACGACGGUUCAUCGACGCGAACGCUCGGGACAUGGGCUUUCCUAACGAAAGGACCGCCGAUGUCGACCUGAAACUCCGAGCUCAACUUGAGUACAACUUGAACGAGGCCCAAAAGGUAAACGAGGCGCAACACAGUCGCAUCCUUUACCUGGAGGCCCGUGAAGUCGAACUGUACGACUUCGGCGAACAGGCCGCCCGCAAUCUCACAGAUAUGAUGCGGCAAAUGGACGAAAUGGACAUCGAAACAAGAUGUCUGAGGGAAGAAAAGAAACACCUGGAACAAAGCCAGGUCGAACUUCCCCCAUACCAAGAACAUAGUCGGGUCGAACCGCCCUCAUACCGGACGUCCAUGGCACAGGAGCAACACCCGUCACGAACAAUAAGUGACAUCCUGUGGGGAAUUAACCCGACCCAGGAAAUGGCGCCGAGACAAAAUCGAGCGCCUCCACCACAACAGUAUGAAGGACAGCCGCAACAGCCUCGUCACGCAGACCAGGCUCAGGCUCGACAUCCGCAACAGGACGGAUACGAAGGCCAGGACGACGAUGCCUACCAACAGGAGGCGUACGAAGACCAACAAGGUCACAUGCCAUACGUCAAUCCACCACCCGCCCCGGCUGCACAACAAGCUGCGCCGGCGGCACAACCAAAUCCCCUGGAACAGAACCCAGCACACGUUGCUUUG